Messenger RNA from Prunus armeniaca (apricot), 480 nucleotides. NCBI's taxonomy places the organism in Eukaryota, Viridiplantae, Streptophyta, Magnoliopsida, Rosales, Rosaceae. The record is from the annotation of a GenBank genome assembly.
AUGGAGGACGCGAAGAAGUGUUUAGAGCUGACGCCGGACGAGUCAGAGGCCGUGUCGCGAGUCAUCGUUCCAGAAAUCCGAGUCGGAAAAGAGCCGAGUUUGUACGAUCUUUUCGCUACGACAGGCAUCCGAGUCGACCGAGUCGAACCCGGAUUCGCCGUCUGUUCUUUCAAGGUCCCUCCUCGCCUCACCGAUAAAGAUGGAAAUCUGUCUAAUGGUGCAAUUGCAAACCUUGUUGAUGUAGCUGGUGCUUCUCUUAUUUAUGUUAUGGGUCUCCCCAUGAACGUUUCAGUGGACAUGUCCAUCUCCUAUGUGUCAAAGGCGAAGAUUGAUGAUGAGUUAGAGAUCACCUCAAAAAGGUUAGGACAAAAAGGCGGUUAUUCUGGAACAUCAGUCCUGAUGAGAAACAAAGCAACUGGGGCGAUUGUAGCCGAAGGUCGACAUUCAUUGUUUCGUUCACCUGCUGCUAGCAAACUCUGA